Messenger RNA from Sesamum indicum (sesame), 2038 nucleotides. RefSeq lists its product as uncharacterized. Gene Ontology annotation, molecular function: protein dimerization activity. The record is from RefSeq and is a predicted model, not a curated record. Lineage: Eukaryota; Viridiplantae; Streptophyta; Magnoliopsida; Lamiales; Pedaliaceae.
UGCUCUACACUCACACUCUAUUUCACCAAAAUUUCCUCUCAUUUUCUUUCUCAUUCAGCACAAAAGCAAAACGGCUGCAUGCAUUGGGUGAAAAGCUGAUCACAGCUUGAUAAGAGACAAGCCCGUGGACAUUCUGAAGAGAAGAGGCUGUCGAAGAACAGAUUGUUUAUCGCUGCUCGAGUGAAACUUCAGUGUUGAAACGCGCACGGUGGCAGAAACUUUCAUUGUCAAAACGUGCUGUCAAAGAUUCAGGCUCUAACAUGGAUGCGGCCAGGCCAGCAUUAAUUCAAACAUAUGGAUCCAGGACUGGAAAGCGUCGAAGGAGUGCUUCAUCGGCGAACAGUGGGGUUGAAGGAUCACCAUCUUUCAUAAAGAGACUGGAAAAUCCACAAGGAUCUAUUACGGGCACUGAUGAUUCAUUGAUAAAUGAUGCUAAAAAGCGCAUUGGUCGAUUCAUUUAUGAGAAUGGACUAGAUGUCAAUGCUGUCCAUUCGCCUAGCUUCCAGAGUAUGAUUUCUCUUUGCUCUGGACAGACGAAGAACCAGAUUCCUACCAGUCAGGAGUUGAGAGGUUGGAUCUUUAAGGAUGCAGUGAAAGAAAUGCGUGAAUAUGUGAAGAAGAUCAGAAAUUCUUGGGCUGAUACUGGUUGCAGCAUCUUACUAGAUGGAUGGACAGAUGCAAAGGGCCGUCAUCUGAUUAAUAUUUUAGUGGACUCUCCGAAAGGCACAGUUUAUCUUUGCUCGUUUGACAUUUCUGAUUGUAUUGGGAACAUGGAUGCCAUGCAGUCGUUCAUUGACAAAGUUCUCAUGGAGGUUGGGAUCAGCAGUGUUGUUCAAAUCAUUACUUACUCAACCUCAGCCUUCAUGAAGGAAGUCGGCAAGCAACUAAUGGAGAAAUACAGGCCGAUUUUUUGGACGGUGAGCUCAUCUUGCUGCAUAGAACUUAUGCUGGAGAAACUGACUGGUGUCAAUCUGAUCAAGGAGACACUGGAAAAGGCAAAAACCAUCACAAGGUUCAUACACAGCAAUCCCGAUGUUCUGAAACAUCUUCAAGAUCAGACGGAUGGAAACGGUUUACUUGUGGCGUCCAAGACAAGGUCAACGCAACCUUUCUCAACGCUCGAGAAUAUUGUUCUCGAGAAGGAGACCUUGAAGACAUUGUUUCUCUCUUCUGAUCCCAGGAGCUCAGCCUUAACUUCGACUGCAGAGGGGAAAAACGCUGCUGACAUAUUGGCAGAUCGGACGUUCUGGAAUGGGGCCACAACUGUUCUGAAGGCAGCUAUUCCGCUUGUGCGUGUCAUAGAUUGGAUGAACAUGGGAAACAAGGAACAAAUGGGAUAUAUAUAUGAAACAAUUGAUCAGGCCAAGGAAACGAUUAAAGAGGAAUUCAAGAAGAAGAAGUACCAGUACGCCCCAUUUUGGAAAGCAAUAGACGACGUCUGGAACGAGCUCCUCUACAGCCCUCUUCACUCUGCUGGUUACUUUCUGAACCCAAAUCUCUUCUAUUCCACCGACGUGUAUAUCGAUCCAGAAGUCGUCACCGGUCUCUUCUGCUGCAUCGUCCGCUCAAGCCAAGAUCUGCAUGUUCAAGAUCGUAUAACUGUCCAGUUGGAACAGUACCGAGUAGCCAAGGAUGCUUUCAGCAUAGGAUCUGCAGUUGAUAAGAGAUCAAAUAUCUCUCCAGCAAUUUGGUGGUCCAGGUACGGCGGACAAUGUCCUGAGCUACAGAAGCUAGCCAUUCGAAUUCUGAGCCAGACGUGCGAUGGUGCCUCAAAAUUUCAGCUCAAGAGGAGUCUGGCGGAGAUAUUGCUGACAAAGGGACGGAGCCAAGCAGAACAGAAACGGGCAACAGAUGUCGUUUUUCUUCGUUACAACAUGCAGCUACAGAACUUUGCUUCUGGUAAGACCGACUACAUCGCUUCCAAUGAGGUCAGCCCGAUGGAUGAUUGGGUAAUGAAUAAUGCAUCCCAGAACAGCGACACUACAUUGAUGGAAGUGGAUGGUGGGGAUACAAUUGAUUGAGGCGUCGGCAACAUGGU